GUGUUGUCCUAUUUGGGUUUUGUAGUUCAAAAGAUGCCUGUAUAGUGAAACACUUUCUACCAGGCGCCAGGCUGAUCGAGGUGGUGUGAGCGUUCCACAAGUGGACACAGGUUUUUUUUGGCUUUCGGUCACCCCUUGUCGAGUUGGCAGAGUUGGCACUCUUUUGGCCAUGAUAUAUAUAGGGCCCAGGAGAAGUCUCCAUUGUCCGCCGUUUCCGCUGCUUUCAGUGCUCGAGUCAGGUGAAAAACGCCACGCGCCGGUUCGCCAGUGAUUGCCACGCGUCCAUGGGGAUUGCCAAGCGCAUGUUCAGCCCAAGCAUGAUUCCAACCCAUGAGAAGGACGACCUCUCGGACAGUGAGUCCUCGUCCGACAUGGACGUGGAGAGGGAGAACGCUGACGAGCAAGAAGAAGAGGCUCCAGAGGAGUUGCUGGUUCUCCCCGGACAGACGGACCUGCGCGACUGGAUGGUCUUCAAGAACGGCGUCCUGGAGUUUGCUUCGCGUCGCGUGGAAGACUUCACAGCCGAUGAGGAAGCCGCCAGAGACAUGGGCUUGGAUUUCAGCAUGAAGGACUUGCAGAUGGAGAUCGAGGAGCCCGAGGAGCCCGAGGAGCCCGAGGCCAGUCUCGAAGAGGCCGAUGAAGAGGCCGCCUUUGGCAUGGGCCUGGACCUCACUUUGAACCCCCCAGAGACGGCACCACCUGCCGAGACGCUGGGCACCGCCGAGACGCCGGGCGCCGCGGAGACGCCGCAGCGGCCGCGGCGCCGCUCCGCCACGGCGCUGCCGGAGGAGGCGGAGGUGUCGCCGGAGAAGCGGCGGCGGGUGGCACUUGAGGUGCUGGAGCAGGUGGUGGACAAGCUCACGGUAGAGAAGCUGAGUACCAGUUUGGAGCCUGAUGCUCCAGUGGCUGAAGUGAUGUAGCUCAAGGGAUGUAUUUUAGUGUUUUUUGGAGGCUUUUCUUGUGAAUGGAAUGGAUUCAAGGUACAUUCCCCGUUGAAGAUGGUGUUGGAUGACUGUUCCAGCCUCUGUUCCAGCUGCGCUGGCGACUGCGAAGCAGUUUGGGAACUGUUUUCGUUUGAGGUCGUCUUUCUUGCGGCCAAGCGAGAGGCAUAUUCGGGACAUUUCCUUGACCUGUGCUGGGGAAACCCUGGUGAGUCUUGGGCAUCUGAGAAGGGGCGAGUCUUGGUAUCUGGCAUUCCCAGCGAAUGUACAAAA
Molecule: messenger RNA, 1214 nt
Organism: Durusdinium trenchii
Lineage: Eukaryota; Dinophyceae; Suessiales; Symbiodiniaceae
Source: the annotation of a GenBank genome assembly